Molecule: messenger RNA, 924 nt
Organism: Venustampulla echinocandica
Lineage: Eukaryota; Fungi; Ascomycota; Leotiomycetes; Helotiales; Pleuroascaceae
Exons: 8
Coding region: 1-924 (307 amino acids)
Biological process (GO): ceramide biosynthetic process; ceramide catabolic process
Cellular component (GO): endoplasmic reticulum membrane
Source: RefSeq, a predicted model, not a curated record
AUGGAUUACUACAAAGGGAAUCUGGCAGUGAUGCAGGCAAAUGCUACAAGCCACAAGAACCCAUUUUCAUAUCCGUACAGAGAGGAUCCGCAUCCGGCUUUCUGGGGAAAGAUUAAUUCACAAGCAAACUUUUGCGAAGAGGAUUACAUCGUCACGAAGUAUUUCGCAGAGUUCAUUAAUACCUUGACGAAUCUUGGUUACAUAUACUACGCCUACUAUGGCAUCAAGGGAAAUUCAAAUCGCGCCGAUGCGAUAUUGAGGAAUCUUCCGUAUUUAGGCCUCGCCUCUGUUGGCAUUGGUUCGGGCAUUUUCCAUGCCACUCUGAAGGAUUACACGCAAUGGGGAGAUGACCUUUCGAUGCUUUUCGCAACAGCCACCGUCUUGCAUCGACUUCUUACUUUUGAUAAACCUCUCGCUACUACUAUCUACUACGGUUUAGCUAUCACUACUAUUGUCGGCGCCUUCAGUAUCUGGCAUUGCGUCACAAAUGAGCUGAUUAUGCAUUCGAUUGUAUUCGCAAUCAUGUUAUUAAUGGUGUCCCGUAAAACCUCCUCUAUCGUCAACGCACGGGUCUCAGAUCCAGGCGUGCGGAAGGACGUGAGAAGGCUUAGCAUAUGGGGCUUCAUGUGUUUCGCAAGCGGGUUUGCCCUCUGGAACAUCGACAUAGCGACCUGCAAGACUCUCACCAACGCAAAGCGAUCAAUCGGCAUGCCAUGGUCCUUCAUCCUUGAGCUACAUGGCUGGUGGCAUCUACUCACUGGUUUGGGUGCCUAUAUCUUCAUGGCUCUUGUAGAGUAUCUCACCUCGGAAGAAGCCGGCCAACCAUUAGGGAGUCGCUUUGCAUGGCCGGCCGGGUAUUUUAUUUCGCCGCAAAGAAACCCCCUCUUAAAGAGUGCGGGGAUAAAGCUCAAGAAGACUAUUUAG